AGGACUAAGGCAAAAGGGGUUUUUAAUGGUUGAAUGAGAUUUUGAAAAUUGGAUGUGUGUUGCAUUUUGUGCGUUAAUAUCAGAGGAUGGCGCACACACGACGCAUGGUUCACAGCUGCAGCUUCAUCUUUUUCUUUGUUCUGCUCGAUUGUACACACGGGGACCUGAGCUAUUCUGUACAAGAGGAGCUGAAACGUGGAUCUAUCAUUGGAAAUAUCGCCAAGGAUCUCGGAUUGGAGGUGGGGAAACUGUCUGUUCGCAAGCCUCGUGUCGACAUGGAAAGAAAUGACAAACAGUAUUGCGGAAUAAACCUCCAGACAGGAGAUUUAAUGGUUGCUGACAGGAUCGACCGAGAGGAGCAUUGCGGUGAAAAACCUUCCUGUGUUCUAAGAUUCGAUCUGCUGCUGGAGAAUCCUUUGGAACUACACAGGUUGUCUCUGCAAGUGCAGGACGUGAAUGACAAUGCACCGAUUUUCCCUAAUGAUGUUGUGAGGCUGGAAAUUCGUGAGUCAGCUGCCAAAGGAGCUAAAUAUCGCCUUAAUGCAGCACAUGAUGCAGAUAUCGGCACAAAUUCGGUUCAAAGGUACAUACUACAACAAAAUGCUAAUUUCGUGUUUCGUAUUCAGGCAACCAAUUCUGGCAAUAAAUAUGGUGAGCUGAUUUUGGAUAAGGAAUUAGACAGAGAAGAACAGCAGGACUUAAAAUUGCUCCUUACAGCAGUGGAUGGUGGUUCUCCUCCCAGAUCUGGUACAGUAGUCAUACAUAUCAUUGUACUUGAUGCUAAUGACAACGCCCCAGUUUUUACUCAGGCUGUUUAUACAUCAUCUGUCAAAGAAGACGCCACACUUAAAACACCAGUUAUUACUGUGAGCGCAUCAGAUGCAGACGAAGGUGUAAAUGGCGAAAUAACAUACCAGUUCAGCAGAAUGUCUGAUAAAUCACGAAAUAUUUUUUCUCUCAAUGAUAAAACUGGAGACAUUUUUGUUAUAGGCGAGAUUGAUUAUGAAGAGGGAUCAACGCAUGAAGUGUUUGUUGAAGCUAAAGAUGGUUAUGGACUUUCUACUGUGACAAAAGUAAUAAUUGAUAUAAUUGAUGUAAAUGACAACGCUCCUGUGAUCAAUUUAAAGUCACUGUCUAAUCCAGUACCAGAGAAUGUGUCACCUGGUACAGAGGUGGGCAUCAUUAAUGUUCAGGACAGAGACUCUGAGAAGAACGGACAGGUCCGCAUCUCCAUUCAACAAAAUGUCCCCUUUAAGUUAGUUCCUUCAAUUAAAAACUAUUAUUCUCUGGUGACUACUGGACAACUGGACCGUGAACUAGUGUCUGAUUACAACAUUACAAUCAGUGCCACUGACGAGGGCUCUCCUCCUCUGUCCUCCUCUAAAAGUCUUCACUUAUCUGUAGCAGACAUCAACGACAACCCACCUGUGUUUGAGGAACAGUCCUACAGUGCAUAUGUGAGUGAAAAUAACAAAGCUGGCUCCACUUUAUGUUCCGUUAGUGCUCGAGACCCCGACUGGAGACAGAACGGUACCGUGAUUUAUUCUCUGUUAGCUGCUGAGGUGAACGGUGCCCCGGUGUCCUCCUAUGUGUCUGUUAACGGAGACACAGGUGUGAUCCACGCUGUCAGGUCAUUUGAUUAUGAACACUUGAGGAGUUUUAAAGUCCACGUCAUGGCCAGAGACAACGGUUCUCCUCCGCUGAGCAGUAACGUGAGCGUCAGUGUGUUCAUAUCGGAUGUGAAUGACAACUCUCCUCAGAUACUGUACCCCUCCCCAGAGGGUAACUCCUUCAUGACAGAGCUGGUCCCCAAAGCUGCACACGGAGGCUCUGUGGUGUCCAAAGUGAUAGCGGUGGACGCAGACUCUGGACAGAACGCCUGGCUGUCCUAUCAUAUAGUCAAGUCCACUGAUCCGGGACUUUUCACCAUUGGUCUCCACAGUGGAGAGAUCAGGACCCAGCGGGACAUUUCUGAAUCUGACAGCAUGAAACAGAACCUGAUUGUGGCAGUGAAAGAUAACGGACAGCCCCCUCUCUCUGCCACCUGCUCCAUGUAUUUACUUAUUUCUGACAACUUGGCUGAGGUGCCAGAACUGAAGGACAUUUCUUAUGAGGAGAAGAAUUCCAAACUGACGUCUUAUCUGAUCAUCGCGCUGGUGUCUGUGUCCACCUUCUUUCUGACCUUCAUCAUCAUCGUCCUGGGUGUGAGGUUUUGUCGCAGGAGAAAGCCCAGACUGUUGUUUGAUGGAGCAGUUGCCAUCCCCAGCGCGUAUCUGCCUCCUAAUUACGCAGAUGUUGACGGCACAGGAACUUUACGCAGCACCUACAACUAUGACGCCUACUUGACAACAGGUUCUAGAACCAGUGACUUUAAGUUUGUGUCUUCUUACAAUGACAACACGCUGCCUGCUGACCAGACUCUGAGGAAAAGUCCUUCCGACUUUGUUGAUGAUCUUCAGGAUUCAUUUGACCCUUUGAAGAGGAUGGCGCACACACGACGCAUGGUUCACAGCUGCAGCUUCAUCUUUUUCUUUGUUCUGCUCGAUUGUACACACGGGGACCUGAGCUAUUCUGUACAAGAGGAGCUGAAACGUGGAUCUAUCAUUGGAAAUAUCGCCAAGGAUCUCGGAUUGGAGGUGGGGAAACUGUCUGUUCGCAAGCCUCGUGUCGACAUGGAAAGAAAUGACAAACAGUAUUGCGGAAUAAACCUCCAGACAGGAGAUUUAAUGGUUGCUGACAGGAUCGACCGAGAGGAGCAUUGCGGUGAAAAACCUUCCUGUGUUCUAAGAUUCGAUCUGCUGCUGGAGAAUCCUUUGGAACUACACAGGUUGUCUCUGCAAGUGCAGGACGUGAAUGACAAUGCACCGAUUUUCCCUAAUGAUGUUGUGAGGCUGGAAAUCAGUGAGUCAGCUGUCAAAGGAGCUAAAUACCGCCUUAAUGCAGCAAAUGAUGCAGAUAUCGGAACAAAUUUGGUUCAAAGGUACAUACUACAACAAAAUGCUAAUUUUGUGUUUCGUAUUCAGGCGACCAAUUCUGGCAAUGAAUACGGUGAGUUGAUUUUGGAUAAGGAAUUAGACAGAGAAGAACAGCAGGAAUUAAAAUUGCUCCUUACAGCAGUGGAUGGUGGUUCUCCUCCCAGAUCUGGUACAGUAGUCAUACAUAUCAUUGUACUUGAUGCUAAUGACAACGCCCCAGUUUUUACUCAGGCUGUUUAUACAUCAUCUGUCAAAGAAGACGCCGCACUUAAAACACCAGUUAUUACUGUGAGCGCAUCAGAUGCAGACGAAGGUGUAAAUGGCGAAAUAACAUACCAGUUCAGCAAAAUGUCUGAUAAAUCACGUACUAUGUUUUCUCUCAAUGAUAAAACCGGAGAAAUAUUUGUUAUAGGCAAGAUUGAUUAUGAAGAGGGAUCAACGCAUGGAGUGUUUGUUGAAGCUAAAGAUGGUUAUGGACUUUCUACAGUGACAAAAGUUGUAAUUGAUAUAAUUGAUGUAAAUGACAACGCUCCUGUGAUCAAUUUAAAGUCACUCUCUAAUCCAGUACCUGAGAAUGUGUCACCUGGUACAGAGGUGGGCAUCAUUAAUGUUCAGGACAGAGACUCUGAGAAGAACGGACAGGUCCGCUGCUCCCUUCAACAAAACAUACCCUUUAAGUUAGUUCCUUCUAUUAAAAACUAUUAUUCUCUGGUGACUACUGGACAACUGGACCGUGAACUAGUGUCUGAUUACAACAUUACAAUCAGUGCCACUGACGAGGGCUCUCCUCCUCUGUCCUCCUCUAAAAGUCUUCACUUAUCUGUAGCAGACAUCAAUGACAACCCACCUGUGUUUGAGGAACAGCCCUACAGUGCAUAUGUGAGUGAAAAUAACAAAGCUGGAUCCACUUUAUGUUCUGUUAGUGCUCGAGAUCCCGACUGGAGACAGAACGGUACCGUGAUUUAUUCUCUGUUAGCUGCUGAGGUGAACGGUGCCCCGGUGUCCUCCUAUGUGUCUGUUAACGGAGACACAGGUGUGAUCCACGCUGUCAGGUCAUUUGAUUAUGAACACUUGAGGAGUUUUAAAGUCCACGUCAUGGCCAGAGACAACGGUUCUCCUCCGCUGAGCAGCAACGUGAGCGUCAGUGUGUUCAUAUCGGAUGUGAAUGACAACUCUCCUCAGAUACUGUACCCCUCCCCAGAGGGUAACUCCUUCAUGACAGAGCUGGUCCCCAAAGCUGCACACGGAGGCUCUGUGGUGUCCAAAGUGAUAGCGGUGGACGCAGACUCUGGACAGAACGCCUGGCUGUCCUAUCAUAUAGUCAAGUCCACUGAUCCGGGACUUUUCACCAUUGGUCUCCACAGUGGAGAGAUCAGGACCCAGCGGGACAUUUCUGAAUCUGACAGCAUGAAACAGAACCUGAUUGUGGCAGUGAAAGAUAACGGACAGCCCCCUCUCUCUGCCACCUGCUCCAUGUAUUUACUUAUUUCUGACAACUUGGCUGAGGUGCCAGAACUGAAGGACAUUUCUUAUGAGGAGAAGAAUUCCAAACUGACGUCUUAUCUGAUCAUCGCGCUGGUGUCUGUGUCCACCUUCUUUCUGACCUUCAUCAUCAUCGUCCUGGGUGUGAGGUUUUGUCGCAGGAGAAAGCCCAGACUGUUGUUUGAUGGAGCAGUUGCCAUCCCCAGCGCGUAUCUGCCUCCUAAUUACGCAGAUGUUGACGGCACAGGAACUUUACGCAGCACCUACAACUAUGACGCCUACUUGACAACAGGUUCUAGAACCAGUGACUUUAAGUUUGUGUCUUCUUACAAUGACAACACGCUGCCUGCUGACCAGACUCUGAGGAAAAGUCUGUCUGACUUUGUUGAUGAGCUUCAGGAUUCUUUCGACCCUUUGGAGUUAUUUUUGUUUUUGGACGCAAUGAAGAACAAAAGAUUUGCCUCCUGUGGCUACUGCCUCGCCUUUCUUUUCCUUUUCCUUCACAUCGUCAAUGGAGACGUGAGCUACUCUAUACCAGAGGAGAUGAAACGUGGAUCUGUCAUUGGGAAUAUCGGCAAGGAUUUGGGACUUAAUUUGGGCCAGUUAUCUGCUCGAAAGGCACGCAUUAAUCCUGUGGACAACAACGUUCAGCACUGCGGCAUCAACCUCAACACUGGUGACUUGAUUGUUCAGGAGAGGAUCGACAGGGAAGGGCUUUGUGGUAAAAAGGCUUCAUGUGUUCUUAAACAAGAAUUUGUGCUUGAAAAUCCAUUACAGCUCCAUCAAAUUAACAUCCGUGUUUUAGAUAUUAAUGAUAAUUCACCACAGUUCAAUGAAUAUGCAGUUAAAUUAGAAAUUCAGGAAUCGGCGGUCAAGGGCUCUCGUUUUCUUCUCGGGGAAGCACAUGAUGGAGACAUAGGAGAAAAUGCUGUUCAAAGCUACACUUUACAGCAGAAUGAUCAUUUCAAAUUAAAUGUAAACACUAAACCAGGUGGACGGAAGUACUGUGAAUUGGUCUUAGACAAAGAAUUAGAUAGAGAAGAUAACAAAGACAUCAUGCUCUCUCUGACUGCAUAUGAUGGCGGCUCUCCUCAGAGAUCAGGUACAGUAGUCAUACAUGUCACUGUGCUGGAUGCUAAUGAUAAUGUACCAGUGUUUAGUCAGACAGUCUAUAAAGCCAGUCUGCCUGAAAACUCUCCUCUUGAUACAUUGGUGAUCACAGUGAGUGCAAGUGAUGCAGAUGAAGGAUUAAAUAGUGAAAUUACAUAUGCAUUUGAUCAUGUUUCUGAUGACAAUAAUAAUGUAUUUACAUUGCAUCCCAAAACUGGAGAUGUGAGAGUGGCUGGUGUUGUUGAUUAUGAGAAAAUGUCAUCAUAUGAAAUGCAAAUAAGCGCUAAAGAUGGUCUUGGAUUAGUGUCUUAUUCAACAUUAUAUAUUGAUCUUACUGAUGUAAAUGACAAUACUCCGGUUAUUUUGCUGAAUACUCUGUCUAAUCCAGUACCAGAGAAUGUGUCACCUGGUACAGAGGUGGGCAUCAUUAAUGUUCAGGACAGAGACUCUGAGCAGAACGGACACGUCCGCUGCUCCAUUGAACAAAAUGUCCCCUUUAAUUUAGUUUCUUCUAUUAAAAACUAUUAUUCUCUGGUGACUACUGGACAACUGGACCGUGAACUAGUGUCUGAUUACAACAUUACAAUCAGUGCCACUGACGAGGGCUCUCCUCCUCUGUCCUCCUCUAAAAGUCUUCACUUAUCUGUAGCAGACAUCAAUGACAACCCACCUGUGUUUGAGGAACAGUCCUACAGCGCAUAUGUGAGUGAAAAUAACAAAGCUGGAUCCACUUUAGGUUCCGUUAGUGCUCGAGACCCCGACUGGAGACAGAACGGUACCGUGAUUUAUUCUCUGAUAGCCGCUGAGGUGAACGGUGCCCCGGUGUCCUCCUAUGUGUCUGUUAACGGAGACACAGGUGUGAUCCACGCUGUCAGGUCAUUUGAUUAUGAACACUUGAGGAGUUUUAAAGUCCACGUCAUGGCCAGAGACAACGGUUCUCCUCCGCUGAGCAGCAACGUGAGCGUCAGUGUGUUCAUAUCGGAUGUGAAUGACAACUCUCCUCAGAUACUGUACCCCUCCCCAGAGGGUAACUCCUUCAUGACAGAGCUGGUCCCCAAAGCUGCACACGGAGGCUCUGUGGUGUCCAAAGUGAUAGCGGUGGACGCAGACUCUGGACAGAACGCCUGGCUGUCCUAUCAUAUAGUCAAGUCCACUGAUCCGGGACUUUUCACCAUUGGUCUCCACAGUGGAGAGAUCAGGACCCAGCGGGACAUUUCUGAAUCUGACAGCAUGAAACAGAACCUGAUUGUGGCAGUGAAAGAUAACGGACAGCCCCCUCUCUCUGCCACCUGCUCCAUGUAUUUACUUAUUUCUGACAACUUGGCUGAGGUGCCAGAACUGAAGGACAUUUCUUAUGAGGAGAAGAAUUCCAAACUGACGUCUUAUCUGAUCAUCGCGCUGGUGUCUGUGUCCACCUUCUUUCUGACCUUCAUCAUCAUCGUCCUGGGUGUGAGGUUUUGUCGCAGGAGAAAGCCCAGACUGUUGUUUGAUGGAGCAGUUGCCAUCCCCAGCGCGUAUCUGCCUCCUAAUUACGCAGAUGUUGACGGCACAGGAACUUUACGCAGCACCUACAACUAUGACGCCUACUUGACAACAGGUUCUAGAACCAGUGACUUUAAGUUUGUGUCUUCUUACAAUGACAACACGCUGCCUGCUGACCAGACUCUGAGGAAAAGUCCUUCUGACUUUGUUGAUGAUCUUCAUGAUUCUUUUGACCCUUUGGAGUGGGCACUGUCCGUGAGGCUCCACUGUUGCAUUGCUUCACAGAAGCGUGCCACCUCUGCCCUCAGAGUGAGACGUUAUUUUCUUGGAAUUUUUGUUACAAUGGAGAGCAAAAAAAUAACGGCAUUAGGCCACAGCCUCGCCUUUUUUUUCUUUUUCCUCCACACCAUCAAUGGAGACGUGAGCUACUCUAUCCCAGAGGAGAUGAAACGUGGAUCUGUCAUUGGAAAUAUCGCCAAGGAUUUGGGACUUAGCUUGGACCAGUUUUCUGCUCGUAAAGCACGCAUUAAUCCCGGGGGUAACAACGUUCAGCACUGCGGCAUCAACCUCAACACUGGUGACUUGGUUGUUCAGGAGAGGAUUGACAGAGAAGGGCUUUGUGGCAAAAAGGCUUCAUGUGUUCUUAAACAAGAAUUAGUGCUGGAAAAUCCAUUAGAGCUGCACCAUAUUAAUAUACGUGUUGUGGAUAUUAAUGAUAAUUCACCACAGUUUAAUGAGGAGUCAUUGAAAAUAGAAAUACGUGAGUCUGCAGACAAAGGAGAGCGUUUUCUUCUUAGAGAAGCACAUGAUGGAGAUGUCGGAGAAAAUGCUGUUCAAAGCUACACUUUACAGCAGAAUGAGCAUUUCAAAUUAAAUGUAAACACCAAACCAGGUGGACGGAAGUACUGUGAAUUGGUCUUAGACAAAGAAUUAGAUAGAGAAGAUAACAAAGACAUCAUGCUCUCUCUGACUGCAUAUGAUGGCGGCUCUCCUCAGAGAUCAGGUACAGUAGUCAUACAUGUCACUGUGCUGGAUGCUAAUGAUAAUGUACCAGUGUUUAGUCAGACAGUCUAUAAAGCCAGUCUGCCUGAAAACUCUCCUCUUGAUACAUUGGUGAUCACAGUGAGUGCAAGUGAUGCAGAUGAAGGAUUAAAUAGUGAAAUUACAUACGCAUUUGAUCAUGUUUCUGAUGAAAAUAUUAAUGUAUUUACAUUGCAUCCUAAAACUGGAGAUGUGAGAGUGGCUGGUGUUGUUGAUUAUGAGAAAAUGUCAUCAUAUGAAAUGCAAAUAAGCGCAAUUGACGGCCUCGGCUUGAUUUCAUACAGUUCUUUGAUUAUUGAAGUUAUUGACAAAAAUGACAACGCUCCUGUGAUUAAUUUAAACUCACUGUCUAAUCCAGUACCAGAGAAUGUGUCACCUGGUACACAGGUGGGUAUAAUUAAUGUUCAGGACAGAGACUCUGAGCAGAACGGACAGGUCCGCUGCUCCAUUCAACAAAAUUUCCCGUUUAGAUUAGUUCCUUCUAUUAAAAACUAUUAUUCUCUGGUGACUACUGGACAACUGGACCGUGAACUAGUGUCUGAUUACAACAUUACAAUCAGUGCCACUGACGAGGGCUCUCCUCCUCUGUCCUCCUCUAAAAGUCUUCACUUAUCUGUAGCAGACAUCAACGACAACCCACCUGUGUUUGAGGAACAGUCCUACAGUGCAUAUGUGAGUGAAAAUAACAAAGCUGGAUCCACUUUAUGUUCCGUUAGUGCUCGAGACCUUGACUGGAGACAGAACGGUACCGUGAUUUAUUCUCUGAUAGCUGCUGAGGUGAACGGUGCCCCGGUGUCCUCCUAUGUGUCUGUUAACGGAGACACAGGUGUGAUCCACGCUGUCAGGUCAUUUGAUUAUGAACACUUGAGGAGUUUUAAAGUCCACGUCAUGGCCAGAGACAACGGUUCUCCUCCGCUGAGCAGCAACGUGAGCGUCAGUGUGUUCAUAUCGGAUGUGAAUGACAACUCUCCUCAGAUACUGUACCCCUCCCCAGAGGGUAACUCCUUCAUGACAGAGCUGGUCCCCAAAGCUGCACACGGAGGCUCUGUGGUGUCCAAAGUGAUAGCGGUGGACGCAGACUCUGGACAGAACGCCUGGCUGUCCUAUCAUAUAGUCAAGUCCACUGAUCCGGGACUUUUCACCAUUGGUCUCCACAGUGGAGAGAUCAGGACCCAGCGGGACAUUUCUGAAUCCGACAGCAUGAAACAGAACCUGAUUGUGGCAGUGAAAGAUAACGGACAGCCCCCUCUCUCUGCCACCUGCUCCAUGUAUUUACUUAUUUCUGACAACUUGGCUGAGGUGCCAGAACUGAAGGACAUUUCUUAUGAGGAGAAGAAUUCCAAACUGACGUCUUAUCUGAUCAUCGCGCUGGUGUCUGUGUCCACCUUCUUUCUGACCUUCAUCAUCAUCGUCCUGGGUGUGAGGUUUUGUCGCAGGAGAAAGCCCAGACUGUUGUUUGAUGGAGCAGUUGCCAUCCCCAGCGCGUAUCUGCCUCCUAAUUACGCAGAUGUUGACGGCACAGGAACUUUACGCAGCACCUACAACUAUGACGCCUACUUGACAACAGGUUCUAGAACCAGUGACUUUAAGUUUGUGUCUUCUUACAAUGACAACACGCUGCCUGCUGACCAGACUCUGAGGAAAAGUCCUUCUGACUUCGAUGAUGAGCUUCAUGACUCGUUUGAUCCAUUGGAGUGUAUAUUUGAGGAUAUUAUAAUCAUAUUGUUUUACAUUUUGAUGCAUCCAUUUUUUGAUGCAAUGGAGAACAAAAGAUUGGCAUCCAAUGGCUACCGCCUCGCCUUUCUUUUCCUUUUCCUCCACACCAUCAAUGGAGACGUGAGCUACUCUAUCCCCGAGGAGAUGAAACGUGGAUCUGUAAUUGGGAAUAUCGCCAAGGAUUUGGGACUUGAUUUGGGCCAGUUAUCUGCUCGUAAAGCACGCAUUGAUCCUGAGGAUGACAACAACGUUCAGCACUGCGGCAUCAACCUCAACACUGGUGACUUGAUUGUUCAGGAGAGGAUGGACAGGGAAGAGCUUUGUGGCAAAAAGGCUUCAUGUGUUCUUAAACAAGAAUUAGUGCUCGAAAAUCCAUUACAGCUGCACCGUAUUAAUAUUCGUGUUGUAGAUAUUAAUGAUAAUUCACCACAGUUCAAUGAAGAUUCACUCAAAUUUGAAAUCCAUGAAUCAGCAGACAAAGGUGCUCAUUUUCUUCUCGGGGAAGCACAGGAUGGAGACAUCGGUGAAAAUGCUGUUCAAAGCUACACUUUGCAGCAGAAUGAUCAUUUCAAAUUAAAUAUAAACACUAAACCAGGUGGACGGAAGUACUGUGAAUUGGUCUUAGACAAAGAAUUAGAUCGAGAAGAUAAAAAAGACAUCAUGCUCUCUCUGACUGCAUAUGAUGGCGGCUCUCCUCAGAGAUCAGGUACAGUAGUCAUACAUGUCACUGUGCUGGAUGCUAAUGAUAAUGUACCAGUGUUUAGUCAGACAGUCUAUAAAGCCAGUCUGCCUGAAAACUCUCCUCUUGAUACAUUGGUGAUCACAGUGAGUGCAAGUGAUGCAGAUGAAGGAUUAAAUAGUGAAAUUACAUAUGCCUUUGAUCAUGUUUCUGAUGACAAAAGACAUGUAUUUACAUUGCAUCCCAAAACUGGAGAUGUAAGAGUGGCUGGUGUUGUUGAUUAUGAGAAAAUGUCAUCAUAUGAAAUGCAAAUAAGCGCUAAAGAUGGUCUUGGAUUAGUUUCUUAUUCAACAUUAAUCAUUGAUCUUUUUGAUGUAAAUGACAACGCACCUUUGAUUAAUUUAAAGUCACUGUCUAAUCCAGUACCAGAGAAUGUGUCACCUGGUACAGAGGUGGGCAUCAUUAAUGUUCAGGACAGAGACUCUGAGCAGAAUGGACAAGUCCGCUGCUCCGUUCAAAAGAAUGUCCCCUUUAAAUUAGUUCCUUCUGUUAAAAACUAUUAUUCUCUGGUGACUACUGGACAACUGGACCGUGAACUAGUGUCUGAUUACAACAUUACAAUCAGUGCCACUGACGAGGGCUCUCCUCCUCUGUCCUCCUCUAAAAGUCUUCACUUAUCUGUAGCAGACAUCAACGACAACCCACCUGUGUUUGAGGAACAGUCCUACAGCGCAUAUGUGAGUGAAAAUAACAAAGCUGGAUCCACUUUAUGUUCCGUUAGUGCUCGAGACCCCGACUGGAGACAGAACGGUACCGUGAUUUAUUCUCUGUUAGCUGCUGAGGUGAACGGUGCCCCGGUGUCCUCCUAUGUGUCUGUUAACGGAGACACAGGUGUGAUCCACGCUGUCAGAUCGUUUGAUUAUGAACACUUGAGGAGUUUUAAAGUCCACGUCAUGGCCAGAGACAACGGUUCUCCUCCACUGAGCAGCAACGUGAGCGUCAGUGUGUUCAUAUCGGAUGUGAAUGACAACUCUCCUCAGAUACUGUACCCCUCCCCAGAGGGUAACUCCUUCAUGACAGAGCUGGUCCCCAAAGCUGCACACGGAGGCUCUGUGGUGUCCAAAGUGAUAGCGGUGGACGCAGACUCUGGACAGAACGCCUGGCUGUCCUAUCAUAUAGUCAAGUCCACUGAUCCGGGACUUUUCACCAUCGGUCUCCACAGUGGAGAGAUCAGGACCCAGCGGGACAUUUCUGAAUCCGACAGCAUGAAACAGAACCUGAUUGUGGCAGUGAAAGAUAACGGACAGCCCCCUCUCUCUGCCACCUGCUCCAUGUAUUUACUUAUUUCUGACAACUUGGCUGAGGUGCCAGAACUGAAGGACAUUUCUUAUGAGGAGAAGAAUUCCAAACUGACGUCUUAUCUGAUCAUCGCGCUGGUGUCUGUGUCCACCUUCUUUCUGACCUUCAUCAUCAUCGUCCUGGGUGUGAGGUUUUGUCGCAGGAGAAAGCCCAGACUGUUGUUUGAUGGAGCAGUUGCCAUCCCCAGCGCAUAUCUGCCUCCUAAUUACGCAGAUGUUGACGGCACAGGAACUUUACGCAGCACCUACAACUAUGACGCCUACUUGACAACAGGUUCUAGAACCAGUGACUUUAAGUUUGUGUCUUCUUACAAUGACAACACGCUGCCUGCUGACCAGACUCUGAGGAAAAGUCCUUCUGACUUUGUUGAGGAUCUUCAUGAUUCUUUCGACCCUUUGGAGGCUUGUCCCUGA
Messenger RNA from Nerophis ophidion (straightnose pipefish), 12257 nucleotides. RefSeq lists its product as uncharacterized. The record is from RefSeq and is a predicted model, not a curated record. NCBI's taxonomy places the organism in Eukaryota, Metazoa, Chordata, Actinopteri, Syngnathiformes, Syngnathidae. Gene Ontology annotation, biological process: homophilic cell-cell adhesion. Gene Ontology annotation, cellular component: plasma membrane. Bases 87 to 12257 code for a protein of 4056 amino acids. The transcript has 7 exons. Gene Ontology annotation, molecular function: calcium ion binding.